GGGGCUGGGGCGCGCUGUAGCCCGGAGAGAGCCGGAGAGAGCGAAGCGGGGAGCCCGGCUCAGCGCCCCGAGUCCUGCCCGGCGCUCGCUGCCCCCGGGGGGCGCUUCCCCGCCGCCUCGCUGGAUGCUCGCCCCGCAGCGCCCGGCCCCGCAUGCCCCGAGCCGCAGCGCAGAGCCGCCCCCGGGGUCCCCGUAACAGCCCGAGCCCGGCCCCGCAGCGACCGCCCCGCGCCGCUCCGCAUGGACGGCCAGGGCGUCCCGGGCGGCUCCAGCCCUGCCCGGGGCAGGAGCGCGGCGGGGAGACCGUCCCGGCUCCCCGGGCUCUCCGGCGGCUUCCCCCGGGGGGCCAGCGGCCUCUUGUCGCCGGGGGUCCUGUCUCCAGUCACCAACCUGACCCUCAAUCUGAACAACCUGGCCGGGCUGGGAAGUCCAUAUGACACCCCAAAGAGGAAGAAGCUGGGGAUCGGCUUCAAGAGCGAAUGGUCUUCGGUGUCACAGGACUCCGUCUCGUCUGAGUCGUCGCAGGACUCCGGGUGGUCCGAGUCUUUGGAUUCAGGAGUUGGGCUGGAUUCCCCUGGACAGCUGGACCCAGAACCCUUUGAAGAAGUCUUUGAGAAAGCAAUUCUGGAAUCGGGAAGAGUUGUCAAAGGCAACAGAUUCCCCGUCCGGAGGAUCCACUCCCUGCCGGAGAGGCUCCUGGGCACCAGUCCUGCCCUGAAACACAUUUCCAGCGCCAAGGAGUUCAGCAGCCCGGAGACACAUGAAUGGCCCUCGCGCCGGAAAGAGAACAAGGAGAAUGCGGGGUUUGUAUUUAAGAUACCGCUGAGGCCCACGAAUCACAGCCGGCUUCACCCCUUCGAUGGGAGCAGCGAGAAGGACCCUUUUGCACAGAGACCAAACUCCGCCCCGGACCUCCUGUGUGGCACCCCCGAGAAGGAGAACAUGGGGAUGGAAGCCGAGAGCCCAGUGAGCCUGCGCCGCUCCUCCCUGACCUCCUUCGUGACCGACGAGGAGGAGGAUGAUGGGUUUAUGAUGAUCCUGGACGAGGAGGAGCUGAAGGGCGAUGCGGACGUGCCGCUGGGGAUGGAGAACCUGCUGACUGCCCCACUGGUGAAAAAGGAAGGCGCUGAUCUGAGGUUGGUGAGACGCAGCAAAUGUCGCCAGCUCUUCCGGUCCCCCUCCAUGCCCAGCAGCGUGAUCCGGCCCAUCCUGAAGCGUCUGGACAGGCCACAGGACAAAGACACUCCGGUCAAAACCAAGAGGCGGAAGAGCGUGGCUGGCACCCCGAUCGAGGAGAAGGCGGAGGAGCCGAAAGCACGGCUGUUGCGCUCCAGGUCCUUCUGCCAUGAUGAGAUUGAGAACAUCUUGGAUAAUGACCACCGAGAACUCAUCGGGGACUUCUCAAAGGCCUAUCUUCUACAGACUGUGGAGGGGAAACAUCAGGACUUGAAAUACAUCUCCCCAGAAAUGAUGGUGGCCGUGCUGAACGGCCAGUUCAAUAGCCUCAUUGAGAACUGUGUGAUCGUGGACUGCCGGUAUCCCUACGAAUAUGAAGGAGGUCACAUCAAGGGGGCUGUGAACCUGCCGCUGGAGCAGGACGUAGAGGACUUCCUGCUGAAGAACCCCAUCGUCCCGUUCGACGUGCAGAAGAGGGUGAUAGUGAUAUUCCACUGUGAAUUUUCUUCGGAGAGGGGUCCCAGAAUGUGCCGGUUUGUCAGGGAAAAAGAUCGGGCACGCAACGAGUACCCCAACCUACACUAUCCCGAACUGUACAUCUUGAAAGGAGGAUACAAAGAAUUCUUCCCGCAGUACCAAGCACACUGUGAACCUCGGGACUACCGUCCCAUGCACCACGAGGACUUCAAGGAGGACCUGCGGAAGUUCCGCCAGAAGAGCCGCACGUGGGCAGGAGAAAAGAGCAAGCGGGAGCUGUACAGCCGCCUCAAGAACUUCUGAAGGGGGACAGGGUGGGGGGGCCACAGGGCGACUGCCACAUGCAUUGAAGAGAGACUUGACACACCUUGCCACAAGGCUCGGGCUGGUUCCCAAGGUGAGAACCGUUCUGCUGAGCCAGUUUCUUUGGACACGGUUGGAGAUCCAUCUACUCCUUGGCCAGGAAGCCAUGGGACAGAGUAACACAUGCACAUACCUCCCGUAACCGCACAUACCUCCCAUAACGACAGAACUGUGUGGCGCUCAAGGGCUUCCGAAUCCCCUGGGCUAGUUGCCCUCUCCAUGCUGUGAAACUCCUACCGGGGGUAGGAUUUGUAGCUCUGACAUUGACCCAGAUCCUCCAUGAACGUGUGGUUGCACUGGACAUAGAAGCUAGGCUGGAUAUUUCAGGUACCAUGCGAGGGUCGGCUGACGCUGUCCAAGUCUGUGUGUUUCAAGUGCCGACUGUUCUCUGACCUGGUUGGUGGGAUCAGCUUUCAGGAUCUGCAGUGGCUCCCGCACUGCCUUGAGGAGGUGAAAACCAGUGCGCCGUCGAGCAUCCACCAAUUGCUGCAAAAGGUGUGAGGGUUGCAUCAGCCCCCUGCAAGCUGUUCUGAGUGUGGAUGUGUGUGUCCACAAGCUUCAGUCUCUGGAAAGGUUAAACAAACCAAAUGCAAUCGGAAGCUGACUCGGGGGAAGGUCGUGCUUGACUGAGAUCUUCAUUUUGGCCCAGCUCAGUUUCUUAGGCCUCCUGGAGCCGCAUGGCCCUUGGGUGCAGCGUGGAUUGCUGUCUUAGCCAGGGACGUUGUUUGUCCUUUUAAUCUUACAUGCAUUGUUUAAAUCAUGGCCAAGAGUGGGAAUGCAAGGGGUGGGGGUGUUAAAAAGAGGGGCCUCGGGGUCUGGGGGAAAGCUCCAGGAUUUGCCAAAUUCAGUGCUGAAAAAAGCUCUGCUAGACAGGCACCCCAGUGCCUUUUUUAAUCUGCUCUUGAGGUCAGAGACCGUUCCCUUAACGCCUGCCAGGUCACACCUAGAGUGCCUGUUUGUGGCACAAGGUGGAAAUACCAACUUCUGCCUGAGGCAAUGCUGCUGGGCAGGACUUGUGACGUGACUGAAAGCAAAUCCUGUGAGGCGCCUAGAUCAGAGGGUAGCGAAGCAUCCAACCUCUGGACUGCGGCGGUCCUGCUAGGCUGCAAAAUUGCUUGCUUCAGGGGACCUUGGUUAGCCUAAACUGGCCACUUUAUCUCCCUCCUAGGGGAGGUGGGGAAGGCUCUGCAGCCUGAGGAUUGGCUUUGCUUCCUCCCUCUACAUCACAAUGCUCAGUUCAGGGAGGCAGCAGAGUCUGGUGGUUAGAGCCGAGCCUGGGGAAGUCAGGGCCACCUUGGUUUCUUGAGUUAGGCUCUGGGCCGGAGUCUCCUCUUAAUUACAGGUGUAAAAACCCAGUUUAGCUCCAUUGACUUCAGUGGGGUCAAUCCAGAUUUUCAUCAGGGUAAAUUUAGAACCGAAUUAGGGCUUUAACCUCUCGCUGCCUCAGCUUCCCCAUCUACGUGUUUUAGGAUUUGACACUGCUGCCCAUCACUGUAGUAUCUGACCGCCUUCCACAAAUACUGACCCGUCUUUGCACAAGUGGGCGAGGGGUAAAAACGCCAUCCGGGGAGCUUGUUGUUGUGCAAAUGUAUCUUUUGUAGGCUAGCUUGUGUUCUUCUCUGUGACCAGUGGAAUUCUGGGGCCUGAUUCACCAUUGCGAUGCUCAAUGAGUGUAAUUGAAAGUGAAACAGUAGGAACCUGACUUCAGGGCUAUCCCACGGGUGUAUCUAAUGGGUGAUAACUAGUGUGAAUUGACCCGAUGAAACCAGACAGGCUGUGAAACCGAGAAUCCUGCAGCCUAUCCGAAUAGCCAUGUACUAAAACCACCUGGGAGAAAUUCUUCCAUCCCGUGUUCUGUGAUCAUCCUGGGCAGCUAGGCCUGUGUUGGCCCCUCUGGCGCUUCCUAAGUGAAGGCGACCACAAGGAUUGAAUCUAACUUAAUAGCAAGAAACUAGAAGCACUGGGAUGCCCACACCGGGGCUCAGUUAGCAGCGAUGUGGGAAAAGCACUUAAACCUAAUUUGCAGCUAAAGAGCAAGACUGGCUGUAGCUUUGUGCCUGCGUAAGGGCCUGAUGCUCUGCUUGCUCUGGCGUAAAUCAGGAGUAACUGCAUUGGAGUCCGAGUGAGGACGGUGUCCCGUGAAAGGGGAGGCGAGAUCAGGCGGUGCCUCCGGCACCAAUCCGAGUUCUGAAUCAUUGGGAACAUUAACUCUUCGAUUGCAUCUGACGCAAGGUGUGUGUUGGGUUUUUUUAAUUAUUUAACAGAUUUUGUAUUUUAAUAAUACUAUUUCCGGAUAUGUUCAGCCAUUUUUAUGUGGUGGGGGGGGAGGGUUUCCAGGGUUAUCUUUCAUGUAUAUUUAUGACCCAAAACUUUCCAAUGUGUUCCAAUGUCUAUUUUUACAAAUGAUCAAAUCAGUCACUCGUGGAUGCAACAAGAAUAAAACCCCCUAUGUAGCUGGAGGCUUAAACGAUGUACCACUUGUAGCCCACACAGUGGGCUGGAUUCUGAGCUUGCAUCUUCCAGUGUAAGUAUGGAGCAAUGCCAUUGACUUAAGUGGUGGUAACUCGAGCUUUAAACCAGUCUGGCCCGCACAAUGGAAAUGCUACCCGAUCCGAACUUACACUGGUGUAAAUGACACCAUGAGCUGCAAGGCAGCAGAGACUCAGGCUAAACUACCCUCCAGUGUAAAUUUCCUCCCUUUAACAUAGGGGUACUCUGCCUCUACCGCGGCCUGUGUUGUACAGGAAACUCAUUGGAGUGAAGCUGAUUGCAGGGGUUGGGUAUUGUGAGCUGCGUGAUUGCUUUGUUUUCUUUGUCUGUACAUUUGUGUUAAAAGAUUUACACGCCCGUCAUGACUUAUUUCCCAAGGCAUCUCCUUAUUUCCUCUGCAGUGAUGUGUAACCAAGAGAAAAAUAAACUUCUGGGUCAAAAGUA
Messenger RNA from Chelonia mydas (Green sea turtle), 4950 nucleotides. It is a transcript of the gene CDC25B, whose product is annotated as cell division cycle 25B. NCBI's taxonomy places the organism in Eukaryota, Metazoa, Chordata, Testudines, Cheloniidae. The record is from RefSeq and is a predicted model, not a curated record. Gene Ontology annotation, molecular function: protein tyrosine phosphatase activity. The transcript has 16 exons. Gene Ontology annotation, cellular component: nucleus; cytoplasm. Gene Ontology annotation, biological process: protein dephosphorylation; positive regulation of G2/M transition of mitotic cell cycle; G2/M transition of mitotic cell cycle. The coding region runs from base 241 to 1956 and encodes 571 amino acids.